Messenger RNA from Mobula hypostoma (lesser devil ray), 4188 nucleotides. RefSeq lists its product as uncharacterized. Gene Ontology annotation, molecular function: promoter-specific chromatin binding. Gene Ontology annotation, biological process: negative regulation of transcription by RNA polymerase II. The transcript is spliced from 19 exons. NCBI's taxonomy places the organism in Eukaryota, Metazoa, Chordata, Chondrichthyes, Myliobatiformes, Myliobatidae. Bases 52 to 2004 code for a protein of 650 amino acids. Gene Ontology annotation, cellular component: PRC1 complex. The record is from RefSeq and is a predicted model, not a curated record.
GAUCAGCUGAGCUCGAUCACGUGGCUCCGUGUCGAAGGUCAGUCCAGCACAAUGGAGCUGCCAGAGUAUGCUCUGAAAGGACUGCAAUUGCUGGCCGAUCCCAGCCAUUUCUCCGACAAAACAUUCCACAUUUUAGUGGAAGCGGCUUUCGCGAGCCUCCUAAACCCGCAAACCGACGGAACAACUUUGAAUCAUGUAGAACUGAGAAAUUUGGACUUGACUUUGGUGAAACAAUGCCAUGUAGCCAUCGCAACCUGUGUGUUGGAGGCAGGAAAACAAAACGCUGACAUAUCGACUAUAAGCACGUUGUUGGAAGACUGUGGAUUUGGAGGAGAAAGAAUAGACUUACUUUGCGCAAAUUACCAGAAGAACAAAGAUAAAGUGGAAACCCUACUAGGAGGCUUGGGGAGAUUUCCUUCUCACAUCAUUGAUGCUUCUUGGCGCUUGGAAUAUCACAUUAGGAACAACCAUCUGCAUAAAGUUAAUCAGCCAGCAUAUCUGUUGACAUUAAAUGUAGAGAAUGGAUCCCAACCAGCUCAGGACGUUACUUUCAGUUGUACAAUGGAGCAAUUGCAGGAUUUGUUGGGGAAGUUGAAGGACGCGGCUAAAAGCAUGGAGAAGGCGAGUCAGAUUAAUAUGUGUACUAACGUUGGAAGUUCACUGGUGUAUUUGGUCGUAUGUAUCCUGCAUCGAAACCACUAUCGCUUUACUAUGCCGGGGAGUAUGUAUAGAUUUUUAAAGCGUGUUGAUAUUGGUCGAAUGCCGCUUGAGCUGGAGCUGAUGUGCGAAGCCGAACGGAUUGGCUUUGGUAAUAUGCAUAACAUUGCUAAUAUAGCACCGCGAUGUUCAUUAAAAUAUUUCCAACGAACAUGUAAUUGCCGGAAAUGGCUUUAUAGAACACAAUUCUUCCUGUUUCGCUUUACGUGGUGCUGGAGUAUCGUUGGUUUAAUGUCAAGCAGUAAACGUCUGAUUGCGAAUCCAGCUGCGAUGAUCCCUCUUUCAGAACGUGGCCAUUUUAGUCCAAAAAUGCACCGUACAACACGAAUCAAAAUAACAGAACUGAACCCCCACUUGAUGUGUGUGUUGUGUGGAGGAUACUUCAUAGAUGCAACAACCAUCAUUGAGUGUCUACAUUCAUUUUGCAAAACCUGCAUUGUUCGUUACUUGGAAACUAGCAAGUACUGUCCUAUUUGCGAUGUACAAGUACACAAAACGAGGCCCCUUCUUAACAUUAGGUCCGAUAAGACUUUACAAGAUAUUGUGUAUAAAUUAGUUCCUGGCCUUUUCAAAGAUGAAAUGAAACGUAGAAGGGACUACUAUGCUGCUCAUCCCUCUGCUGAUGCAGCAAAUGGCUCUAAUGAAGACAGGGGAGAAGUUACAGAAGAAGAAAAGAGGAUUAUAACAGAUGAUGAAAUCAUUAGUUUGUCAAUAGAAUUCUAUGAACAAAAUAAAACUGAACGAAAAGGAUCUGCAGAAAAAGAGAAAACUAAAGAUGAGAUGAAUGACAAGAGAUAUUUACGUUGCCCAGCAGCCAUGACUGUAAUGCAUUUAAGAAAGUUUCUAAGGAGUAAAAUGGAUAUUCCCCAUACCUUCCAGAUUGAUGUUAUGUAUGAAGAUGAACCAUUGAAGGAUUAUUAUACUCUUAUGGAUAUUGCUUAUAUUUACACAUGGAGGAGGAAUGGACCACUUCCUUUAAAGUACCGAGUGAGGCCAACAUGCAAAAGAAUUAAGAUUGGACAUCAACAAGAUGGAUUAAAUAACACCAGUGGAGAUUUAGAAAGUGACUCCGGUAGUGACAAGGCUAAUAGCCCAUCUGCUGCACCAUCUACAUCAUCAUCACUGCCCAGUCCUUGUACUCCAGGGCAGUCUCCACAUCCACAUUUCCCUCAUAUAUCUACAACUAUGAAUGGCUCCUCCAACCCCAAUACCAACCACCAAAUCCCAUUCAGCAAAAACAGGCCACGGAAAUCAUCUGUCAAUGGCUCUUCAGCAUCAUCAGGCUGACGAUAUUCAUCAACAAGGUAGAACUACGAUACGUGAAUGAAGACUAGUUCAUACCAUGCGACAAUAUCUAGAAAUGCUUAGCAUUCUGACCAUCAUUAAUAUCACUGUUUUGAAGUGAGUGGAUAUCUGGUUCAGAACAAAAAUAUGUGGCUUUACUACAAAUGGUUUUGACAGUCCCUUUCUGCAAGACAGCUUUCCAAAUUCCAGGAUGCAUAUUUGCAAUGGAUCCAUGUCACUGAAAUGUACGUUACACAUUUUGAGGAUAUUUACUCCCAUUGGCAUUGGAUUUACUUAACUGCAAAGAAGACUAUAUUCUUAAAGUGGAAAAUGAAGGAAGGAAAACUGGUUGGGAUACUAUUGUAAAGAUGUAAGCGCUGGAAGAUAAUUUGUAUAGUUUAAUUACACUGAAGUUUACUAUAACUGUAUAUCAACAUACUUUUAAUUUUGCCAAAAAUAGGCAUUGUGAUAUUGGCUGUACAGAUUAAAUAUAGAAGGAUAGUGAUUUUUCACAAAGAUACACACUGAAAAUGAAUUUUAAGAGGAAUGAAACAUAGAAAGAUGUAUCCUUUGUAGCCAUUUCACUGUGAAAAAUGACUGAAAAUAGAUGUUGACAUCUUUGGUUGUUAAAUGUUUUCUCCUGCAGCAUUUAGUAUAUGUACUACAAGGAAGUACUGAAUCGAUCAACUCAGAAUAAAAUUGUUUUAAUUAUAAAUAAUUUUAUACUUAAAGUGGGAUGGACUAAGUGAAUUGUCUGUAGAAUAAUAAUAUUUACUAUACUUUGUGAUUCUAUUGACUAAUUAAUUUCCCAGAUCUUAAAAGAUGCUGAAUGAAUUCAAAGGUAUAGUAUGUACAUAUGGUUGCCAAACAUCCAGUAUAUUCAUCAUACUCUCUAUUAGCACAUACUACCUUUGACAAUUCCAAUAAUUAUUUCUGAAUAUUUUGCCCCUGUAUAUUACCACAAACGAAUAAUGCGUAUUAAGGUAUAUAUAAAUGUUUUGCUUGAAAUGUUCAUUUCAAUUGUUUUCAUUUAAAUUGAACCUCCUGUCCAAAAUAGCAUUGACAACUUUUUAACAUUUGACAGAGGUUAUCUUGUUCAUUGACAAUUAAAUGUACUUUACAUUACAUUUUUAAAAAUAAUGUUACUUGUUUGCAAUGUUUUUUUCCUCUAUAGACAAUGUCAUUGUUCAGCAUUAAACCUGGUAUCUAUCCCAGCCAUGCCAGUGUACAGUGUUGGGGAGGACUCUGAAAAUGUAAAAAUAGAUCAAGAUUUUAAAAAUUCUAAUGCAAUUUGAAAUUACAUGGUGACUGUUAGUUUUAUUAAAUUAUAGUGAUUGAAGAUCAGAAAUAGAAUUGUUUAAAAUAUUUCCAUUCUCAAGUCUUUAAAAACUAAAUCUCCAAAACUCAACUUAAUUUGGUCCACCACAGAGCAAUUAACACUCGGCACUUCAAAAAUGUUUCAGGCAAUUUAAAAGAUGGCUACCUUCAUAAUAGAUAUAACCAUGUAAAGAGUAAUGUUCUGAUAAAGAGUUACCAAUAGUUGGUAAGACAACUAUCACACUGCGAUUAAGGCUUGUAAUUGCAUAAUUUUCUUGCAAAAAUCUCUUUAAUUGUUUCUGUCAUGAUAUGUUUAAACCAAAUGACUGACAGGCCUGUUACAGCAAUAUUAAUUAAUGAUGGAAAAUGAAAGCUUCAGAAACAGCUGAUUUUGUAUUCAUGACAUUUUUGUAGGUUUGUAUUUAACACAUCUGAAGUGACUUUCUAAAUGUCAUCUUUCAAGGAAGACAUUUGAGCUGAUUAGUGAACUGAAACUACAAGAACAGCAUUGAUUUAAAAGGAACGUUUUAGUUUUAAACUAUGGUAGCAAACAGUAUUUAAGAAAUCAUGGGGAAUUAAAUACUGUCUUAAAAUGCAUAAUGCUGCCCAAGUCUACUUGCAACUGGUAUAUAAUCGAGCAAGAUAACCUCCCUUUCAUCAUGGUCGGCAGUAUACACUUACCUCGCCAGACGCUUGAUGAUAAUUUCUCCUCAAGGUGGUCAGAUUCUGUGUGUGGAAAGCACGUGACAGUGUUGUUGUCUGUGUUUUGGCGUUGUUCUACUUUCGUUGAUGCUGUACCCAAGUCGGAUAUUUUAUCCUAAAUUGAAAAAAGCACAAUGCAACUCGUGCUUUAAUUUUAUUAAACGUCUA